Gigantopelta aegis is the source of this 1070-nucleotide messenger RNA. RefSeq lists its product as uncharacterized. The transcript has 2 exons. NCBI's taxonomy places the organism in Eukaryota, Metazoa, Mollusca, Gastropoda, Neomphalida, Peltospiridae. Bases 328 to 825 code for a protein of 165 amino acids. The record is from RefSeq and is a predicted model, not a curated record.
GAGAGAGAGCGCUAAUUAUGUGUGAAUUUUGUAAUGUGUAAUUUCAAUGUGUUUGUUUUCGCUGUGGGUGGGGGUUACAGAGAAAACACAGGCAUGUAGCUGAAUGCGAAACAUUUGGAUAUUGUGUCACUGGUUUAAACUAAAAGUCCAGCAUGCAUCACUGGCUGUUAUUGCUGUUUAUGAAUUUCCAAUUCCUGGGGAAAAAAUAUUUCCGGGUUAAGGGACUACGUUUCAUAAAUUCCAGCGUGAUGGAAUUACACAGGGUGUUGCUUCCUAUAAUAACAGAAGUUAGGUCUACGGACUAAUCUAUAGUACAAUCAUUAAGACAUGCACGUCAACAUCUGGUUUCCGGGAUCUGGUCGUAUUGGCCAUGCCUCCUUGGAACUGUCCAGCGGCAGGUACAUCAGCUGGUGGCCGUCUAACAACAAGAACUCUGGGGAGAAUGUUAACGAACUCGGCGCAGGCAUAGUCACCGGGUAUGGCCAAGACACUCUGGAUGAUGACAUAGAGUCGGAAGGAAGACGUCCUACCAAGGUCUUUAAUCUAGACGACCUUCACCUGGACGAGGAAGCGAUCGAGGAAUGGUGGAUCGGCUGGAUCAACGGCUGGAUCAACGGCUGGACUUACAUGCUUGUGGGCGCCAACUGCUGCAAUGUCGUGUACAACGCUUUACAAGCAGGGGGAGCGGCUUUUAGUCCAAAUGUUGUGUGGUCCCCGGGCGUUCUCUACUUUUAUCUGAUAUGGAUAACAGAGGGCUGGCUAGGCCUGGCUAGGCCAUUCUUGAACCCGUUACUUAACGUUUUGUUUUCAUUUCUGUUGUCUUAAAACAACAGAACUGAACUGUGACCUUAUGUCCAAGUGAUUUAAAUAUGAUAAAUGAAAAGUAUGAUACAUAAUCGAUCAGGGACUCAACACUUCAUUUCUCAAAACAGACCAAAUACAGGGACGUAGCUAGGAUUUGUUUUGUGUUUUUUGUUGUUGUUGUUUUUGUGGGGGUUUUUGUUGUUGUUGUUUCUUCUUCUUUUUUUUGGGGGGGGGUUGGUGGGGGGUGGGCAACUGAGUAGUUAAUA